AUUUUCAGAAAAGCAGCCGUAUUACUGUCGUCGGCAUUUGAGGCAGCAAUAAAAGCAGCUGGGUGUUUGUGAAUGACAAGAGUGGGAUACAAUUCCUGAUCGUUGAAGUUUGAUCGAGAUUGUUCAAGGAUUAUUGAAACGUUGAAUUUUAUGAUUUGGAAAUAUUUCAUUUAGAAAAUGGGAGGGUUAUUAAGUUAUUUUCGCAACUUGCUUGGUAGUCGGGAGAUGCGCAUUUUGAUUCUCGGUUUGGAUGGCGCUGGAAAAACCACAAUUCUUUACAGGUUACAGGUUGGGGAAGUCGUGACAACAAUUCCAACCAUAGGAUUCAACGUUGAACAAGUCACUUACAAGAAUCUUAAAUUUCAAGUUUGGGACCUCGGUGGUCAGACAAGUAUACGACCUUACUGGCGAUGUUAUUACUCUAACACAGAUGCAAUUAUUUACGUGGUGGAUUCAGCAGAUAGAGACCGAAUAGGGAUAUCAAAAGAUGAGCUGAUUUACAUGUUAGGUGAGGAUGAGCUGCAGGGGGCGAUCCUCGUUGUCCUGGCGAAUAAACAAGAUAUGGCCGGGUGUUUGAGUGUAGCUGAGGUCCACCAGGCUCUUGGUUUGGACGCAUUGAAAAACAGAACAUUUCAAAUAUUCAAAACGUCAGCAACCAAAGGAGAAGGACUGGACAUGGCGAUGGACUGGCUAUCGAAUGCACUGCAAAGUAGGAAAUGAUUGACGUUAAUCCAAAGCUUACAUCAUUCGAGCCUUAUUAUAAGACUAGUCAUAUGACUGUCACCUGAUCGAAGUGUCUUCGUGUGGUGCAAGAUGCCUCAUUUAGAUUUUGAUACUUAUUUAUUAUGUUGAAAUAUUUUUACAUUCUCCGCAUCCCUCCCCAAGAGUGCAAAGAAAUAGAUAACAUGAAUAAAUUUGGUAAAUUGUUUGGACGAAUGGUAAAAUCCUACAAGCCUCCCUUAAUCUGCUCUUACUCAUCAUUUUUAAAACAGGGAAUGAAAGCUGAGUGAAUGGCAAUAAUUGUUUUUCCAUGACAACAAUCCACAAAAUAGUCCUGAAUUGUUAUCAUCAAAUAAUAAGGUUCACUUACAUUUGUUAAAACUGUACAGACUAUUGUACAGACUCAUGAGUAAUCAAAAAAUAUCUCAACAAAGACCAGAACUUUAAUACGAGUUAUAUAAUUCACCGAAUCACCAAAGAGCGAAUGUAUCAUAAAAAUUCACAGCGGGAUAUGUGAAAUAAGUAAAUCACAUCUAAAAUGAAGGUACACCACAUGAAGCACUUGAUCUUAUAAUUAAAUAUAGUGAUCACAUUGAUUGGCUGGUUGUAAUGAUAAGCAAUGCUUUUAUAAAGGAAUAAGGUGAGAGAAUUGUUUAAUAUUGAAAACUUCGAUACGUGAUCCGGCAUGAGCAUAUGACCAUUAGUUGAAUCCAAAGAUUUUACACUAAUGAGUGAUCGUUGUGUGUUGUGCUCAGUGUUGGGGUUGAUGCUUGGAAUAGAAUACGAUAUUAUUAUGAAAUUAGUACACCACAAAUAUCAAAGAGAAAGAUCGAAUAAAUCUUCAAUGAUUUGGAUAAUGAGAUACAAAUUAAUAUUCCAACAUGACUAUGGGUCAAUAUGCGUACAUAUGUUGGGCCUAAUCAGAGAAUCAUAAUAUAUUAUAAAGGCGAAUGACUUUAACCAUGGAGAAACUGCAUACAUAAUACAAAAUACAUUUAAUGUAUGAUUUAAAAUUUUGUAAUAUUCCAUUCUCUUAUAUUAUAGUAUUUAAUAAUGUAAUAAAUAGGCAGUUACGUAUGAAUAUGAAAA
Athalia rosae (coleseed sawfly) is the source of this 1809-nucleotide messenger RNA. It is a transcript of the gene Arl1, whose product is annotated as ADP-ribosylation factor-like protein 1. The coding region runs from base 178 to 720 and encodes 180 amino acids. The record is from RefSeq and is a predicted model, not a curated record. Gene Ontology annotation, molecular function: GTPase activity; GTP binding. Gene Ontology annotation, cellular component: Golgi apparatus; cytoplasm. Gene Ontology annotation, biological process: intracellular protein transport; vesicle-mediated transport. The transcript has 5 exons. NCBI's taxonomy places the organism in Eukaryota, Metazoa, Arthropoda, Insecta, Hymenoptera, Athaliidae.